UGAGAACUUAGUGGCUCAGUUUGUUCACACGAUUUCUUCAAUGGCAGGAGACUUAUCCUCGCCUAAGUAUUCUUCCCCUCCGGCCAAAUCCCCCGCCGUGCUCUACGGCGGUGGAAUCACCCCCUUCGUUAUCCUUUCUAGCGUGGUGGCUGCCUCCGGCGGCAUCUUGUUUGGCUUUGACCUCGGCAUCUCAGGCGGAGUAACGGCAACCGGUUCAUUUCUGAACAAGUUCUUCCCCGACGUCUAUUUUAAGAUGAAGAGAGACCAUAUUCAUGUCAGAAACUACUGCAAGUUUAACAGUCAAGCACUGACGGCGUUCACUUCCUCUCUUUACAUCGCAGGGCUUUUUUCAUCUCUGUUUGCUUCAAGGAUAACGGAGAAGUACGGCCGCCGGCCAUCGAUGGUCAUCGGAGGUGCUCUGUUCUUGGCCGGAUCGGCGAUGGGUGGAGCUGCCAUGAAUGUUUACAUGCUCAUUUUGGCUAGAAUCCUGCUUGGUUUUGGCGUCGGAUUCACCAAUCAGUCAAUUCCACUGUACCUCUCAGAAAUGGCCCCUCCUCGUCAUCGAGGAGCCAUUUCCGGCGGAUUCGACUCCUGCAUAAGCUUCGGCAUCCUUAUCGCAAACCUCAUCAACUACGCCACUCAAAAGAUCAAAGCCGGUUGGGGUUGGCGAGUCUCACUUUCCUCCGCCGCCAUCCCCGCCACUUUCCUACUCGUCGGCUCCAUCUUCCUACCGGAGACACCCAGCAGCAUUAUCCAACGCGGCGGCGAUCUCCAUCACGCCCGAAUUCUCCUCCAAAAGAUCCGCGGCUCCUCCGUCGAUGUGAGCGAGGAAUUCGAAGACCUCAUCACCGCCACAACCGAAGCCUCCAAAGCCGUCUCCGCCAAACACCCAUUUUUCCUACUCUUUCAACGAAAUUACCGCCCACACAUCGUGAUGGCCAUAGCCCUCCCUCUAUUCCUUCAAGUCACCGGCAUCAACGCGGUCAACUUCUACGCUCCCGUUAUGUUCCGCACAAUCGGGCAGAAGGAAAGCGCGGCACUCAUGUCUGCAGUUAUCACCAGGGUCAUCAACUUGCUCUGCACGCUAACGGCGACGUUGGUCUUGGCGGACAGAGUGGGCAGGCGGGUUCUGUUUAUCACAGGCGGGGUGGCGAUGGUGGGAGCGCACGUGACUCUCGGCGCUGUGCUGAUGUCGGAAAUGCCCGACCACGGAACGAUGAGCAAGGAGAAUGCGUACGUGGUGGUGGCGUUGGUGUGCGUGUUCGUGGCGGCGUUCGGUUGGUCGUGGGGACCGAUGGCGUGGCUGGUGACGAGCGAAAUAUUUCCGCUGGAAAUACGGUCGGCGGGGCAGAGCAUUCAGGUUUCCGUUAAUUUCUUGAUGGCAUUUGCGGUGGCGCAAAGCCUGCUUGCAGUGCUCUGCGGACUGAAGGCGGGCCUCUUCUUAUUGUUCGCCGGAGGCGUAAUGGUGAUGACGGUUUUUGCUUACUGGUUUGUGCCGGAGACGAAAGGAGUGCCGAUGGAGCAGAUGGGUCGCGUGUGGAUCGAUCAUUGGUAUUGGAAGAAAUUUGUCACUACAAAUAAGGUAGAGGAUAUGAUCAAGGAACCGAUUAAUUCACACAGCUCAUCUUGAUCGGUUAAUUAUUAGGAGUUUUAACUAUCAAUUAAUAAAUUCAAAAAAAGAGAAAUUAUGUAAUCCAGCAUUUGAGAUGAUUGAUAAACAGAAGUUUCAAUAUGAAAUUAAAUGUAGUUCGACAUAAA
Dendrobium catenatum is the source of this 1758-nucleotide messenger RNA. Its product is annotated as hexose carrier protein HEX6-like. Gene Ontology annotation, biological process: monosaccharide transmembrane transport. The transcript has 4 exons. Lineage: Eukaryota; Viridiplantae; Streptophyta; Magnoliopsida; Asparagales; Orchidaceae. The record is from RefSeq and is a predicted model, not a curated record. Gene Ontology annotation, cellular component: membrane. Gene Ontology annotation, molecular function: monosaccharide transmembrane transporter activity. The coding region runs from base 41 to 1630 and encodes 529 amino acids.